GUGCUCCGGCUGGCUGCGCUUCCCCAGCGCAAUGGGACCGGGUCAGGGGGCGAGUGGUGGCGCGAGUUCCCCGCGUGGUACCCGCCUGAGGCUACUCGCGGGGUGAAAGGAAGAGCGAGUGAACAGCCACAUUUAUGACCAGUUUGGUGGCUGAUCUCGACUGCUGCGGAGGACUCAGUAAUAUCGACUUUAAGCAGGCAGACUUCUGCGUUAUGACUCAGCUCCUGGGCUACGUGGACCUUGCAGAUCCAGGCUUCGUGGCAGCUGUGUUCACCAUUGUGUUCAGUCCACUUUUCUGGAAUGUGGUAGCGAGAUGGGAGCAGAAAACCCGCAAGCUGAGUAAGGCCUUUGGGUCCCCCUACCUAGCCUGCUACUCCCUGGGUGGCGCCAUCCUGCUUCUGAAUGUCCUCCGCUCACACUGCUUCACGCAGGCCAUGCUGAGGCAGCCCAAGAUGGAAGGCCUGGAUAACCACAUUGCCUACUACCUGGGCUUUGUGCUCCUCAGUGGGGGCAUCGUGUUUGUGCUGUCCAGCUUCUUCGCCCUGGGUUUUACUGGCACCUUUCUAGGUGACUACUUCGGGAUCCUCAAGGAAGCCAGAGUGACCACGUUCCCCUUCAAUGUGGUGGACAAUCCCAUGUACUGGGGAAGCACAGCCAACUACCUGGGCUGGGCAAUCAUAAAUGCCAGUCCCACAGGCCUGCUGCUGACGGCGCUGGUGGCCCUCAUCUAUGUGGUGGCUGUCCUGUACGAGGAGCCUUUCACCGCUGAGAUCUACCGACAAAAAGCUGCCAAGUCAUACCGGAGGAGCUGAUGGGGUUGUGGGGGCUCAGUGGAAAGCUGAGCUGGCCUGCAGGCUGCCCCGAACACCCAGCCCUGCUUGGGGAGAGCACUACUCACCUCUACACCUAGUGCCUUGGAAACCAGUCUUGGGGAGCCCAGGCAUAUUGCCAUGUGGCCACGGAACCUCUCAUCCCACCACACCCCCUCACUAAUAAAGACCCUCGGCCUCA
Messenger RNA from Jaculus jaculus (lesser Egyptian jerboa), 1011 nucleotides. RefSeq names its product phosphatidylethanolamine N-methyltransferase (gene Pemt). The record is from RefSeq and is a predicted model, not a curated record. Gene Ontology annotation, biological process: phosphatidylcholine biosynthetic process. Gene Ontology annotation, molecular function: phosphatidylethanolamine N-methyltransferase activity. Bases 135 to 812 code for a protein of 225 amino acids. The transcript is spliced from 7 exons. NCBI's taxonomy places the organism in Eukaryota, Metazoa, Chordata, Mammalia, Rodentia, Dipodidae.